Messenger RNA from Solanum pennellii, 1670 nucleotides. RefSeq names its product 11S globulin-like. The transcript is spliced from 4 exons. The record is from RefSeq and is a predicted model, not a curated record. The coding region runs from base 56 to 1480 and encodes 474 amino acids. Lineage: Eukaryota; Viridiplantae; Streptophyta; Magnoliopsida; Solanales; Solanaceae. Gene Ontology annotation, molecular function: nutrient reservoir activity.
UAUUUAAUUAAUCACAUAAUAUAUAUCUCCCUCUUGUUAGAAAAAUCAAGCAAUUAUGGGUUCUAGCUGGCUUUGUUUCUCCCUUAGUUUUCUUCUAGUGUUGCAUGGUACCUUUGCUCAGCAAAGAUACCAACAGCAACAAGGUCAGUGUCAGCUUAAUAGACUUAACCCUAUGGAACCCACUGUUCGCAUUCAAGCUGAAGCAGGGGUUACUGAGUUGUGGGAUAAAAAUAACCAACAGUUUCAAUGUGCUGGUGUUUCACUCAUUAGACAUGUUAUCCAGUCUAGAGGCAUGCUGUUGCCUUCUUACCUUAAUACUCCUCUCCUUGCCUAUGUUGAACGAGGUAGGGGAUUUUUCGGGAUCAUGAACUCUGGAUGCCCUGAAACUUUCCAGUCAUCACAGCAAUUUCAGCAAGGUGAAAGGGGUGCAGGAUCAAGAUUCCAAGAUCGUCAUCAGAAGAUUGGACAGUUCAAACAGGGAGACAUUAUUGCCUUCCCUGCUGGAGCUGCUCACUGGGCUUAUAACGAAGGAAAUGAAGAGCUUGUACUUGUUUGUUUCGAAGAUAGCGGUAACAGUGCAAACCAGCUUGAUCAAAAUUCAAGGAGAUUCUUCAUAGCUGGAAACCCGCAACAAGGAGAACAGCAACAGGGACAGCAAGGAGGAGCACGCAGCUUCCAGAAGGAGCAAUUCCAAUCUGGAAAUGUGUUCAGAGGGUUUGAAUUAGAGUUGUUGGCUGAGGCAUUCGGCGUAAGUACUGAAACAGCAAGGAAGCUUCAGGGCCAGGAGGAUCAGAGAGGCCACAUUGUGAACAUUGAUCAAGGGCUUAGAGUUGUGAGACCACCAUUCUCACAAGAACAAGAGGAGCGUGAGGAGAGACAAGAGCAAGGACAAUACGGUCCUCGUGCAAACGGAAUUGAAGAAACCAUCUGCUCCGCUAAACUCAGGCAGAACAUCGAUAACCCUGCUCGUGCUGAUGUCUACAAUCCUCAAGCCGGACGCUUCACCACUGUCAACAGCCUCACUCUGCCCAUCCUCAGCUUCCUCCGCCUCAGCGCUGCCAAAGGAGUUCUUUACAGAAAUUCGAUCAUGGCACCACACUGGUGGACGAAUGCACACAGCGUACUCUACGUAACAAGGGGAGAAGCAAGGAUACAGAUAGUUGAUCACAGAGGACAAGCAGUGCUAGAUGACAGAGUAAGACAGGGGCAAGUUGUGAUAGUACCACAGAACUUUGCUGUGGUGAAACAUGCCGAAAACGAAAUCUUUGAGUGGGUGGUGUUCAACACCAAUGACAAUGCCAUGAUCAACACACUGAGUGGGCGUACUUCUGCCAUUCGAGGAUUACCCGUCGAUGUGAUAGCUAAUUCUUACCAGAUUUCAAGGGAAGAGGCAAGGAGGCUCAAGUUCAACAGGGAGGAAACUCUACUUUUCACCUCUUCAGGAAGAAGUAGCCAAUAUGGGAGAGUUGCUGCUGCUUAAUUACAACGUUUUGCUUGCUUUUUUUCUUCCUAUGUAAUAAGCUAAGCUAAAAGCCUACUUAAUAAAACAGAGGACCUUAUACGGUCAUCUUUGUAAUGAUGUAAUGGCAACUCUUAUUUUGUAUCCUAUAAGCGGCAAGUUCUUGUACCUUUGGCAAAUAAAAGGAGAACUAACGUAGCUUUUUGCCCUU